UAGUUGCAAACAAGACGCGGCUCAGUGGAGAACAAUUGAAAUUAAGGCAAUUUAUAAUCGCCUUUCAUCUGGAUUUUGAAGAAAAUAACAGAAAAAAAUCUAAAACAAUUGGUUACUAACAUAUUAAUAUGUCAUCAUCAUUAUCGUCGUCGUCGCCGUCACCGUCACCGAUUCAUUUGAAAACGUUACAGACAUCGUCACCAUCUGUAAAAUUCAUUGAAAAAUUAACGGAUAAUGAAAAACGUGACUUCCUCAAUUCAUUCGAUUUAGUGUUUUGUGAUUGUGAUGGUGUCAUUUGGCAUAAUUUAUAUGAUAUUAUACCUGGUGCUUCCGACGCAAUUCAAUAUUUACGUGACAAUGGCAAAAAAGUGGUUUUUGUAACAAAUAAUAGCAUUUCGUCGACAAAAGAUCAAUUGAGAAAAUUUUCCACCAGCAAUAUUCCAGUGGAGGAGCAAGAUUUAAUACAUCCAGCGAAAACCAUAAGUGAUUUUUUGAAAGAUCAGGAUUUUAAAGGAUUAAUAUUGUGCUUUGCAUCGUCAGCGUUUAAGCAGCAUUUGCGAGAUAGCGGAUUCGACGUUGUAGAAGAGUGUUUCACUUUUCCCUCUCAACAGAAAGAACGUUUAAUAGAUGGCUCCGUAAUGGAUUUACACAAAGCGAUUUAUAAUAAAGACCCCGUCAAAGCAGUCGUAAUCGAUAUAGACUUUAAUUUAACUGCCUGGAAAUUGAUGAGAGCUCAAGUGCUGCUUAAAAAUCCCGAAUGUUUGUUCAUAGCUGGUGCUGCUGAUCCACGUAUUCCGUUUGGUGGCCAUGAACUUCUGGGACCAGGGGCCUUUAUGUACAUUGUUGAAGAAGCAAAUCAACGAAAGGCUAAAGUCUUCGGUAAACCCGGUGCGGAACUGGGUGAAUUGUUGAAAUCCUCAUUCCAAAUCAAAGAUCCCAAAAGGGUUCUUAUGGUCGGUGACAGCCUGCGUAGUGAUAUACAAUUUGGCAAAGAAUGUGGCUUUCAGACAUUGUUAGUAUUAACUGGUGCAGUUGAGGAGAAACAUUUGGAAUCACAGCAAUUGAACGAAUUGAAUAGCCCAGAUUAUGUGAUUGAAAAAUUGGCCGAUUUAAAAAAUUUAAUUUAGUGACUAUGGAAAUACUCAAAGUUUCAAUUACAAAUAUAUUCAAUUGUUUGAAUGCAUAGAGUUUUAAUAUUAUGAAGAACAGUAUAUUUGUAAUUAAUUAAAAACUGGAUUUGAAUAAAAUUUUAUAGAUAAUAGGCAUUCGAAAUUGUUACAAAUAUUUGGAAA
Messenger RNA from Musca domestica (house fly), 1292 nucleotides. RefSeq names its product chronophin. NCBI's taxonomy places the organism in Eukaryota, Metazoa, Arthropoda, Insecta, Diptera, Muscidae. The record is from RefSeq and is a predicted model, not a curated record. Gene Ontology annotation, molecular function: phosphatase activity. Bases 129 to 1127 code for a protein of 332 amino acids. Gene Ontology annotation, cellular component: cytoplasm. The transcript is spliced from 4 exons.